UUUUUUUUUCGUUUGAAUCAGUAAUGCAACUCUAAAUAAUUAAUUAUCAGUGUUUGUUCUUGGUUUUUUUGCUUAGAUUCAAGUGAAAUGGCUAAGAAAGCUUCUACUCCGAUCAGAAAUAGAGGCUCUUAUGCUGAGAAUCGUUCAAAAAGAAUUAACGAUCCUAGGCGUUCUGCUGAUUAUGUUGAUUCGAAGAGUAAACAACAACAAAAAGUGAAAAAGGUUUCUCAAAUGGAGAAACAAAAGAAGAGAAAGGCUGUUGACAAUGUUGCUAAUGUUAAGGGGAAAAAAAUUGCUAAAGCCAAACAUAAUGUGGAUGAGGAUGAUGAUGCAGAGGUAUCUAAAUUUUUGGUUACCAAGCACCCUGCUGUGGCACCAUCUAUGUGUAGAUACACUAAUGUUAAUGUAAUGCAAGAUAUUAGAGGCAAACUAACAGACCCACAGAUGGAUAUGUUUAGGGAUUCUUGUUUUGGUAAAUAUCUCAGAAUGCAGCAUUUGGAUGUACAAGCACAGAUUUUUCGGUGCUUUAUGGUCAAAGAACUUAGGGGCAGUACAUAUAGGUGCUUUACAUUUGAAAUAAAUGGUAAAGUUCUGCGUUUCGGCCUUAGAGAAUUUGCACUGAUCAUUGGGCUAGAUUGUGUCUCUGAUGAAAACGAUUUUGUUUAUGAUAACUCAAAACCGAAUAGGCUUAUGGUUGAAUAUUUUGGUAGAAAUGAGGAGAACCAACUGCCAGUUAAAAGACACGAGCUUAUUGAGCGUUUCAACAAGAUAGUUUGGGAUGAUAAAGGGGAUGACGCAGUCAAGAUGGCAAUAUUGUAUUUCAUAAAUACGUGGGUACAUUGUGGUGAGCCAAACUCAACAAAUAUACCAAGGAUCCAUUUUGAUGUUGUAGAGGACGGGAGAUAUAAUGAGUAUCCUUGGGGUAAAGAUUCGUUUAGAGAGUUGGUUGUAAGCAUCGGGCAGAAAUAUCUUUGA
Lycium ferocissimum is the source of this 975-nucleotide messenger RNA. RefSeq lists its product as uncharacterized. The transcript has 3 exons. The record is from RefSeq and is a predicted model, not a curated record. NCBI's taxonomy places the organism in Eukaryota, Viridiplantae, Streptophyta, Magnoliopsida, Solanales, Solanaceae. Bases 88 to 975 code for a protein of 295 amino acids.